This is a messenger RNA of Xyrauchen texanus (razorback sucker), 2658 nucleotides long. RefSeq lists its product as uncharacterized. NCBI's taxonomy places the organism in Eukaryota, Metazoa, Chordata, Actinopteri, Cypriniformes, Catostomidae. The coding region runs from base 32 to 1822 and encodes 596 amino acids. The transcript is spliced from 18 exons. The record is from RefSeq and is a predicted model, not a curated record.
UCGAAGAAGAACAGCAGAUUUUGAAUUAACAAUGAAGAUAAUCAAUGUCCUGAAUAUUUUCUUUUUCACUCUUCUCUCAGCAGGAUUCUGUGAGAAACCUCAUGAUGAAGCUUACAAGCUGAAAAUGGAUGAAGCAUUGCUAAUCUUCUAUAGUGAACUACCACACAGCAUUAUUGUUCACUACACCUCAGAUUACUGUUAUAAGUGUCUUUAUCAGCCCCUUGCCACAGUCGAGAAUGGGCAGAGGAAUGUUUCUGUCGUGUUAAGCACUAUAUUCACACUGACCCUUAGAAUCUCACCUGUGGAUGGAAACAGCUCUCUGUGCAGUCUGAGUCACAAAUUUGAGGAAGCUGGCCAUUAUUCUCUCAGGAUGAGGCAGUCUGACUUGCUAAAUGAUGUAACCUGUUCUUUCAGUGUGGAUAAGAGUCCACACAAUACAUACCUGCCACUGUUAGUGGCUUUCUUGAUACUGGCUCUUACUGCUGUCAUUUGGGCCUCAUUGCCUUUUGUCCUCAGAUGUAGAUGUACUCAGAGGCUAAAGAAUCUUAUCUGUUGUCGUGGGUCACAAAACUCCAUGGAUAUGGAGGAGGCAACUGAUGAUCCUUGCAUGGACAAAAGUAAAUCAAAGUCAUCAAGACUGAAGUCAUUAGACACAUUUAGAGGCUUCUCCCUGACGGUCAUGGUGUUUGUGAACUAUGGAGGAGGCGGGUACUGGUUUUUCGAGCAUGCACCGUGGAAUGGUCUCACAGUCGCUGAUCUUGUGAUGCCUUGGUUUGUGUUCAUCAUAGGAACUUCAGUAGUGCUAGCACUCAGCUCAAUGCAUAGAAAAGGUGUUACACGGUUUCAACUCCUUCGCAAGAUAACCUGGAGAACCAUAGUCCUGAUGCUCAUCGGGUUCUGCUUUAUAAACUACAGCCCAAGAGAUGGAUUAUUAUCCUGGUCCUGGCUACGAAUACCCGGAGUGCUCCAGCGUUUGGGUUUCACCUAUUUUGUCCUGGCACUGAUGCAGACCUUCUCUCCCCACAGAGAGAUCCCCUUGAGAGAGCACCACUGGUGGAACCCAAUUCAGGAUGUGGUUUUGUACUGGCCAGAAUGGCUCUUUAUCAUGCUGCUGGAGACCAUGUGGCUCUGUGUCACUUUCUUAAUGCCUGUUCCAAACUGCCCAACUGGAUAUUUAGGGGCUGGUGGAAUUGGUGAUGAUGGUCUAUACACCAACUGCACAGGAGGAGCAGCUGCAUAUGUAGACAGAUGGUUAUUAGGGGACAAAAUCUACUGGCAUCCAUCAUGCAAGGUCUUGUAUCAUACUACCCAGCCCUUUGACCCAGAGGGUGUUCUGGGUACAAUUAAUUCCAUAGUCAUGGGAUUCUUUGGGAUGCAAGCUGGAAAGAUUCUUCUGUUUUAUCGUAAUUUGAAUGGCAGCAUUCUGACACGAUUCAUAAUUUGGGCCCUUAUUCUGGGAAUCUCUGCAGCCAUCCUUUCUAAGUGCACAAGAGACGAAGGAUUUAUACCUGUCAAUAAAAACCUUUGGUCCCUGUCAUUUGUGAUCUGCAUGGGCUGCAUGGCCUUUGUUUUGCUGGGUGUGAUGUACUUUGUCGUGGACAUUAAGGAAUGGUGGGGGGGCCAACCUUUCAUUUAUCCUGGAAUGAAUUCCAUUUUUGUCUAUGUGGGCCACUCUCUGCUGGGCUUUUACUUCCCCUUCAGCUGGGAGAUGUGUGUUCAGGACAGUCACUGGGAGAAGCUGUUCCAGAACCUGUGGGGUACCGCUCUUUGGGUCUGCGUUGCUUACCUGCUGUAUCGCAAGAAAUUUUUUCUAAAAAUUUGAUUCUAAAGUGCACGUAGUGUCAAGUUCAGUACAUCAAGUGCUGUUGUUACAAACUACCCCACUACUGUGUGGGCUGUUUAAAUUUUGGGCAUUAAUUUAUUGCCGAUAUCAAAUUUAUUGCUGUGACACCACCAUCUGACCCCUAUUUUAUUUUAAGCAUUAUUAUUCUAAAUUGUAAGCAAGUCCAAUACACACCGGGGUCUGACCCUACAAAAUGAUGACAAAAACUAUCGCCAACUAUCGUCAUAGUUUUUGCUAACCGAUAUUUCCUAAAAGCAACAAUUGGCAUUGAUUAAUUGGUAAAACCAAUAUAUAAUAUAAGUAUAUCUCUAGUCCAUAUGACUUGUGCGCUAUAUUUAACCUUUAACCUUUUAAUCAAAGCAAGUCCAUCCAUCCAUCCAUCGUCAACCGCUUAUCCUGUGUACAGGGUCGCGGGGGGCUGGAGCCUAUCCCAGCUAACAUUGGGCCGCUUAUCCUGUGUACAGGGUCGCGGGGGGCUGGAGCCUAUCCCAGCUAACAUUGGGCGAAAGGCAUCAAAGCAAGUCAAAACAGCUAAUUAAAUUGGAAACAAUUAUUUAAUAAAAAUAAAUUAAACAGACUAAUUACCCAUACAACAUCAUUCUCAAAGCUGUUUGAAAUGUUUGCUCUCCCAUUUUGUGCAAUAAUUGUAUAUCUAGUAGAAGAUUUAAAAAGAAAACUUGUAGAUGUUAUAUGUCAAAUUAAACAAGAUAACCUGUUGUUUCCAAUUAUACAAGUUCUGGCAUUUAAAAUCCAAUAACGUGAUUGCGAAUCACAUUAUAAAGACGUGAUAUUUUACUUGCUUACUUGAGUCCUAC